AUGUCUCGGUACUUUCUGCUUCUCCUGGUUUUCAAUGUCAUAACUUUCGAGGUACACAGCCAAUACAUCGGUGGAGGAUGCGGAUGUGGAAUGGGUGGAUGUGGAUGUGGUCAACCAACAAUAAUUGUACAACAAUCACCUCCCCAAUACAUAGUUCCACCACCUCCCCUACAAUCACCUUCGGUUCAGCCAAUUCCACCUCCUCCGCCUCCUAUUUACGCUCCGCGUCCUCCGCACCCUCCACAACCCAUAUAUCAUCAAGCUCCACCUCCUCCUCCCAUGUAUUAUCAAGCGCCUUCCCUUUAUCAUCAAGCUCCGCCCCCUCCACCACCUCCGAUCCCUCCACCACCGAUGCAACCUUCACCUUACUACACGAUGUAUCCGACUGCCACCUUUAGUGGUGUUAUGUAUGGUUAG
This is a messenger RNA of Caenorhabditis remanei, 417 nucleotides long. RefSeq lists its product as uncharacterized. Lineage: Eukaryota; Metazoa; Nematoda; Chromadorea; Rhabditida; Rhabditidae. The record is from RefSeq and is a predicted model, not a curated record. Bases 1 to 417 code for a protein of 138 amino acids. The transcript is spliced from 2 exons.